CUAUGAAUAAAGAAUUUGUGGUCGAGUGCAGUUUAAAGCUAGUCUGUAUAUCUACAUUGUGACUAUGGAAUCAUAGAUAUAUGAUGGAAUACAACGAAAAUCUAAAUAGACCUAGAUCUAGGUCUUUGGCUGGGAAGUUCAAUUUCCUGCUCCUAGAAAGUAAUGAAUUCAAUCCUACCGCGGAAGGAGAGAAAGAGGCACAUCACCAAGAGAGUGAGAACACUUGUGCUGACAUCAAGGAGACUUUCUUGACAAAUGACUUGGGAACUCAGACUAAAACUGAGGGUAUUUUGGUCGAUGUCAGUAAUAAAGAGUUCCGAACAGAUUACUUAACACUGGUCUAUGGAUUGUUCAAGGACAUCUAUGAUCGAACAACUCUUUCUGAACAUCCACUGCCUUUUCAUGAAGUAUCAUCCAUCAUUGAAAAGCUGCAGGGGGCACCUAACCAGAUCAUGGACAUGCUAAACAAAAGUUUACAAACUGAUCCCAUUACCAAUAUCGUUAAUGAACUCAUGGAGAUGAUCAACACCAAACGAAUGAGUAAAACUAAACUACCGAGGAACGCUAAACUAAAGCCGAAGAAAAUCAAAGAACCCUUUGAUAAUCAGCAAGAAGAUAUGAACACAAACGUGGGCCCUGCGGAGCCUAUUUUUAACUACGUUAUGAACUUAAAGCAACAUACGGCCACAUAUACUGAUGACAACUCCAACACUGCCCCCACACAUCAAUCAACCUCUGAAGAUUGUGAAAAACUUGUUAAAAAUGCUGAGCUAAGCAGCGUCACUAGAAGACCCACUGCCAAAUCAACCCAUGCUGCUGUAGGUGAGGAGGAGCUUAACCACAAAUGGACCCGCUUUAUUACCAAAUUGCCUGCUACAAAUGAGGAACUUACUCCCAAAUUGAUCUACACUGCAAGCGAGGAACUUAAUCACAAAUGGACCCGCCUUAUCGGCAAAUUUCCUGCUACGAAUGAGGAACUUACCCCCAAAUGGACCCACGCUGCGAGUGGGGAACUUUCCCCCAAAUGCACCCACGCUGCGAGUGAGGAAUUUGCCCCCAAAUGGACCCACGCUGCGAGUGGGGAACUUGCCCCCAAAUGGACCCACGCUGCGAGUGGGGAACUUGCCCCCAAAUGGACCCACGCUGCGAGUGGGGAACUUGCCCCCAAAUGGACCCACGCUGCGAGUGGGGAACUUGCCCCCAAAUGGACCCACGCUGCGAGUGGGGAACUUGCCCCCAAAUGGACCCACGCUGCAAGUUGGGAACUUGCCCCCAAAUGGACCCACGCUGCGAGUGGGGAACUUGCUCCCAAAUGGACCCACGCUGCGAGUGGGGAACUUUCCCCCAAAUUGACCCACGCUGCGAGUGAAGAACUUGCCCCCAAAUGGACCCAUGCUGUGAGUGGGGAACUUACCUCCAAAUGGACCCACGCUGCGAGUGGGGAACUUACCUCCAAAUGGACCCACGCUGCGAGUGAGAAACUUGCCCCCAAAUGGACCCACGUUGCGAGUGACGACCUUACCCCUAAAUGCACCCAAGCUGCGAGUGGGGAACUUACCCCCAAAUGGACCCACGUUGCGAGUGACGACCUUACCCCCAAAUGCACCCAAGCUGCAAGUGAGGAACUGACCUCUAAAUGGACCCACACUGCGAGUGAGAAACUUACCCCCAAAUGGACCCACGCUGCGAGUGAGGAACUUACCCUCAAAUGCACCCACGUUGCGAGUGAGAAACUUACCCUCAAGUGUGCGAGUGUGGACUCUAACUACGCUGCGAGUGAGGAACCUACCCCCAAGUCUAACCACGCUGCAAGUGUGGAACUUACCCUCAAUUGCACCCACGUUGCGAGUGACGACCUUACCCCCAAAUGCACCCAAGCUGCGAAUGAGGAACUGAUCACCAAAUGUGCCCCCGCUGAGAGUGAGGAACUUACCUCUAAAUGGACCCACACUGCGAGUGAGAAACUUACCCCCAAAUGGACCCACGCUGCGAGUGAGGAACUUACCCUCAAAUGCACCCACGUUGCGAGUGAGAAACUUACCCUCAAGUGUGGGAAUGUGGACUCUAACUACGCUGCGAGUGAGAAACUUACCCCCAAAUGCACCCCCGCUGAAAGUGAAGAACUUACUUCCAAAUGUACCCACAUUGCGAGUGAGGAACUUACCCCCAAAUCGAACCAGGUUGCGAAUGAGAAACUUACUCCCAAAUGGACCCACGUUGCGAGUGAGAAACUUACCCCCAAAUGCACCCAAGCUGCAAAUGAGGAACUGACCACCAAAUGUACCCCCGCUGCGAGUGAUGAAUUUACCUCUAAUUGGACCCACGCUGCGAGUGAGGAACUUACCACCAAAUGUACCCCCGCUGCGAGUGAUGACUUUACCUCUAAAUGGACCCAUGCUGCAAAUGAGGAGCUGACCACCAAAUGUACCCCCGCUGCGAGUGAUGACUUUACCUCUAAAUGGACCCACGCUGCGAGUGAGGAACUUACCCCCAAAUUGACCCAUGCUGCAAAUGAGGAACUUGCCCUGAAAUGGACCCACGUUGCGAGUGAGCACCUUACCCCCAAAUGCACCCUACCUGCGAGUGAGGAACUGACCUCCAAGUGUGCGAGUGUGGACUCUAACUACGCUGUGAGUGAGGAACCUACCCCCAAGUGGAACCACGCUGCGAAUGAGGAACUUACCCUCAAAUGCACCCAAGCUGUGAAUGAGGAACUGACCACUAAAUGUACCCCCGCUGCGAGUGAGGAACUUACCUCUAAAUGGACCCACACUGCGAGUGAGGAACUUACCCCCAAAUGGACCUACGUUGUGAGUGAGGAACUUACCCCCAAAUGGACCCACGUUGCGAUUGAGAAAGUUACCCUCAAAUGCACUCAAGCUGCAAGUGAGGAACUGACCUUCAAGUGUGCGAGUGUGGACUCUAACUACGCUGAGAGUGAGGAACCUACCCCCAAGUCUAACCACGCUGCAAGUGUGGAACUUACCCUCAAUGGCACCCCCGCUGCGAGUGAAGAACUUACCCCCAAAUCAAACCAGGUUGCGAAUGAGGAACUUACCCCCAAAUCGAACCAGGUUGCGAAUGAGGAACUUACCCCCAAAUCGAACCAGGUUGCGAAUGAGAAACUUACUCCCAAAUGGACCCACGCUGCGAGUGAGAAACUUACUCCCAAAUGGACCCACGCUGCGAGUGAGAAACUUACCCCCAAAUGCAUCCAAGCUGCGAAUGAGGAACUGACCACCAAAUGUACCCUCGCUGCGAGUGAGGAACUUACCUCUAAAUGGACCCACACUGCGAGUGAGGAACUUACCUCCAAAUGGACCCACGCUGCGAGUGAGAAACUUGCCCCCAAAUGGACCCACGUUGCGAGUGACGACCUUACCCCCAAAUGCACUCAAGCUGCAAGUGAGGAACUGACCUCUAAAUGGACCCACACUGCGAGUGAGAAACUUACCCCCAAAUGGACCCACGCUGCGAGUGAGGAACUUACCCUCAAAUGCACCCACGUUGCGAGUGAGAAACUUACCCUCAAGUGUGCGAGUGUGGACUCUAACUACGCUGCGAGUGAGGAACCUACCCCCAAGUCUAACCACGCUGCAAGUGUGGAACUUACCCUCAAUUGCACGCACGUUGCGAGUGACGACCUUACCCCCAAAUGCACCCAAUCUGCGAAUGAGGAACUGAUCACCAAAUGUGCCCCCGCUGAGAGUGAGGAACUUAUCUCUAAAUGGACCCACACUGCGAGUGAGAAACUUACCCCCAAAUGGACCCACGCUGCGAGUGAGGAACUUACCCUCAAAUGCACCCACGUUGCGAGUGAGAAACUUACCCUCAAGUGUGCGAAUGUGGACUCUAACUACGCUGCGAGUGAGAAACUUACCCCCAAAUGCACCCCCGCUGAAAGUGAAGAACUUACUUCCAAAUGUACCCACAUUGCGAGUGAGGAACUUACCCCCAAAUCGAACCAGGUUGCGAAUGAGAAACUUACUCCCAAAUGGACCCACGUUGCGAGUGAGAAACUUACCCCCAAAUGCACCCAAGCUGCAAAUGAGGAACUGACCACCAAAUGUACCCCCGCUGCGAGUGAUGAAUUUACCUCUAAUUGGACCCACGCUGCGAGUGAGGAACUUACCACCAAAUGUACCCCCGCUGCGAGUGAUGACUUUACCUCUAAAUGGACCCAUGCUGCAAAUGAGGAGCUGACCACCAAAUGUACCCCCGCUGCGAGUGAUGACUUUACCUCUAAAUGGACCCACGCUGCGAGUGAGGAACUUACCCCCAAAUGGACCCAUGCUGCAAAUGAGGAACUUGCCCCGAAAUGGACCCACGUUGCGAGUGAGCACCUUACCCCCAAAUGCACCCUACCUGCGAGUGAGGAACUGACCUCCAAGUGUGCGAGUGUGGACUCUAACUACGCUGCGAGUGAGGAACCUACCCCCAAGAGGAACCACGCUGCGAGUGAGGAACUUAGCCUCAAAUGCACCCAAGCUGUGAAUGAGGAACUGACCACUAAAUGUACCCCCGCUGCGAGUGAGGAACUUACCUCUAAAUGGACCCACACUGCGAGUGAGGAACUUACCCCCAAAUGGACCUACGUUGUGAGUGAGGAACUUACCCCCAAAUGGACCCACGUUGCGAGAGAGGAACUUACCCCCAAAUGCACCCAAGCUGCGAGUGAUGAACUGACCUUCAAGUGUGCGAGUGUGGACUCUAACUACGCUGCGAGGGAGGAACCUACCCCCAAAUGUACCACCGCUGCGAGUGAAGAACUUACUCCCAAAUGGACCCACGUUGCGAGUGAGGAAUUUACCCCCAAAUCAAACCAGGUUGUGAAUGAGAAACUUACUCCCAAAUGGACCCACGCUGCGAAUGAGAAACUUACCUCCAAAUGCACCCAAGUUGCGAAUGAGGAACUGACCACCAAAUGUACCCCCGCUGCGAGUGAGGAACUUACCUCCAAAUGGACCCACACUGCAAUAGAGGAACUUACCCCCAAAUGGACCCACGUUGCGAGUGAGGAGCUUACCCCCAAAUGGACCCACGUUGCGAGUGAGGAAGUUACCCCCAAAUGCACCCAAACUGCGAAUGAGGAACUGACCACCAAAUGUACCCCCGCUGUGAGUGAGGAACUUACCUCCAAAUGGACCCACACUGCGAGUGAGGAACUUACCCCCAAAUGGACCCACGUUGCAAGUGAGAAACUUACCCCCAAAUGGACCCACGCUGCGAGUGAGGAACUUACCCCCAAAUGGACCCACGUUGCGAUUGAGAAACUUACCCUCAAAUGCACUCAAGCUGCAAGUGAGGAACUGACCUUCAAGUGUGCGAGUGUGGACUCUAACUACGCUGCGAGUGAGGAACCUACCCCCAAGUCUAACCACGCUGCAAGUGUGGAACUUACCCUCAAUGGCACCCCCGCUGCGAGUGAAGAACUUACCCCCAAAUCGAACCAGGUUGCGAAUGAGGAAAUUACCCCCAAAUCAAACCAGGUUGCGAAUGAGGAACUUACCCCCAAAUCGAACCAGGUUGCGAAUGAGGAACUUACCCCCAAAUCGAACCAGGUUGCGAAUGAGAAACUUACUCCCAAAUGGACCCACGCUGCGAGUGAGAAACUUACUCCCAAAUGGACCCACGCUGCGAGUGAGAAACUUACCCCCAAAUGCAUCCAAGCUGCGAAUGAGGAACUUACCACUAAAUGUACCCCUGCUGCGAGUGAAGAACUUACCUCUAAAUGGACCCACACUGCGAGUGAGGAACUUACCCCCAAAUGGACCCACGCUGCGAGUGAGGAAUUUACCCCCAAAUGGACCCACAUUGCGAGUGAGGAACUUACCCCCAAAUGGACCCACGUUGCGAGUGAGGAAUUUACCCCUAAAUGGACCCACGCUGCGAGCCUGGAACUUACCCCCAGGUGGACCCACACUGCGAGCCUGGAACUUACCCCUAAAUGGACCCACGCUGCGAGCCUGGAACUUACCCCCAAAUGGACCCACGCUGCAAGUCUGGAACUUACCCUCGAAUGGACCCACGCUGCGAGUCUGGAACUUACCCCCAAAUGCACUGAACUGACCUCCAAAAGGGCCCACGUUAUAAAUGUGGAACUUACUUUCAAACGGACCCAUGCAGCAAGUGAGAAAUUUACCCUUAAAUGGAUUCACACUGUCAAGUAUGCAAAUCUGCAAGAUACUUCUUGUGGCAGCAAAGCAACUGCAAGUAUAGAAAAAAGCUGUCAUGUGAAGCAUAACAAAAUACAAUUAACUGGGAAACUUCUGAAACAAAGUGAGGAAAAUGUCGACCCGGAGAAGCCUACAAACGAACAAUCCCUAUGUCACAUCAAGACUCCUAGCAGCAGCCCCCAAAUACUGAGCUGCAAUGGGAACAAUGAGAAAAAAGACUCUACUACUGGUAAACAUGACGGUGGGUCCUCUUCCCAAACAGAAUCUCACUCUACCUCAUCUUCAUCAAAUAGAAACAGUACAAUGGCCAGUGGGUGUGGUGGUAGCGGAGGAAGAGAUAAUGACGAUAAGAAUAAUAACAAACGCAUAUCAAAUGUAGAUAUUUCUCUAGAAGAAGAAGAAGAAGAGUCUAGUGAUAGCGAUGAAGCCUCCGAAGAUGUGGAUAAACAGUCACAUGACAUCACUGUCGUAUCAGCCCCUUGCGAACUAGUUAAAGAAGAUAAAGUUAUGCCCUCUGCCAUCAAGCCAUGUGUCUAUCCUUGUUUUAAAAAGCGACCCAAGCAACGCAAUAAACAAAAAUCAAGGCACAAACGUCAGCAGCAGCUGGCUGUGAAUAACAUCACUAUUGUUGAAGAAGCCGCUCAAUCUUCCAAAGGUAACCACGCACCCAUCCCCACAACAAAAACUCAGAGUUGGCAACAAAAGGAGAGAAAAAAAAGUUAUACCGGUAGUGAUGUAGCUCUCGACUAUAACGAUUCUGAUACUUCUAGUCAUAAUGGAGAACAAUUAGCUGUGCGCCGAAAAAAAAGAAAGAAACAAUCAACUGAGAAACAAGCUGAGGAAGAUGACAGAGUGAGACUAAUUGUCGACCCGGAGAAGUCUACAAACGAACGAUCCCUAUGUCACAUCAAGACUCUUAGCAGGAAAAAAGGUAGCCCCCAAAUACUGAGCUGCAAUGGGAACAAUGGGAACAAUGGAAACAAAGACUCUACUACUGGUAAACAUGACGGCGGGUCCUCUUCCCAAACAGGAUCUCACUCUACCUCAUCUUCAUCAAAUAGAAACAGUGCAAGUGCCAGUGGGUGUGGUGGUAGCGGAGGAAGAGAUGAUGACGAAAAUAAAAACAAUUAUAUUUCAAGUGAGAGUUCUACCGAAGAUGAGUGUAGUGAUAAUGAACAAGCCUCCAAAGAUGUGCAAAAAAAGGUUGUACUCGAACGAGUUAAAGAAGAUGAAGGUAUGCUCUCUGUCUACAAGCCUUUCGUCAGCUGUUACGGAGAGGUCGUAUCAGCCGAACACAAACAAAAUGAAGAAGAUAAAGGUCACAGCUUGCACUUAUCAAACUCUUUGAAUGCAGGAGCAACAAUAUUAAUCUCUGUGGGCAGUCGUAUUUCACCACACCAACUACGUCCACCUGAACGCGUGCCACUUGAAACUAAACGAAUAUGUACUUUGGUCGAAGCUCAAGAGAAAUGUGGAACAACGCCGACGGGGCAUGCUACUGCAUCACAAUUGGUCCGGCCUCCUGAAAAACUCAAUUUGACUGGGAAAGAUGCACAGAAAAAGGUUGUACUCAAACAAGUUGAAGAAGAUGAAAGUAUGCCCUCUGUCUACAAGCCUUUCGUCAGCUGUUACGGAGAGGUCGUAUCAGCCGAACACAAACAAGAUAAAGAAGAUGAAGGUCACAGCUUGCACUUAUCAAACUCUUUGAAUGCAGGAGCAACAAUAUUAAUCUCUGUGGGCAAUCGUAUUUUACCACACCAACUACGUCCACCCGAACGCGUGCCACUUGAAACUAAACGAAUAUGUACUUUGGUCGAAGCUCAAGAGAAAUGUGGAACAACGGGGCAUGCCACUGCAUCACAAUUGGUUCGGCCUCCUGAAAAACUCAAUUUGGCUGGGAAAGAUGUACAGAAAAAGGUUGUACUCAAACAAGUUGAAGAAGAUGAAAGUAUGCCCUCUGUCUACAAGCCUUUCGUCAGCUGUUACGGAGAGGUCGUAUCAGCCGAACACAAACAAUAUGAAGAAGAUGAAGGUCACAGCUUGCACUUAUCAAACUCUUUGAAUGCAAGAGCAACAAUAUUAAUCUCUGUGGGCAAUCGUAUUUUACCACACCAACUACGUCCACCUGAACGCGUGCCACUUGAAACUAAACGAAUAUGUACUUUGGUCGAAGCUCAAGAGAAAUGUGGAACAACGGGGCAUGCUACUGCAUCACAAUUGGUUCGGCCUCCUGAAAAACUCAAUUUGGCUGGGAAAGAUGUACAGAAAAAGGUUGUACUCAAACAAGUUGAAGAAGAUAAAGGUAUGCCAUCUGUCUACAAGCCUUUCGUCAGCUGUUACCCUGGAUAUUUUGAAGAGGUAUAUGAAAUGGUUGUGCACUCGAGAUCCUCCAGUGAUCCUGAUACGAACCCUACUUACAUGUUCCACUAUAUUCGCCCGCCAUCCAGUGAUUGUGAUGGUUCGAAACUGUUCAGGGCAUUGUUUGGUCCUGGUGCUGAGAAUGAAGCACGAAGCACUGGAGCUGUGGUGUGUGAUAGUAACCCCAGUACUGGUCAAAGUGGAUGUUUAUUGGGAGCUACAAAUCACAGACUGCAUCAGUGCUUCUUUGAUGUUCGUAUUCGCCAAGGCAAUGGGGCUGCUCUUUGUCAAGAGGUGGGUCACUUUGUGACAUUGGUUGAUGGUGCCAAAGAACUGUGCCAACUGAUAGUCAACAUCCUCCAGUUCUUACGUCAGAAACAGCUAGGACUAACAACCCUGGAGUCAAUCACCAUCGAUGAGCCGAGAGUUAUCAGUAUCCCAAACUCUCAUCUAGCUCCUCUCAACAAUCAGUUAACGGCAAUAACUCUUCGAUUGCUUGGCAGACUCGGUGAGGAGUUCCUUGACCUUUGGGAGCGAAAGUACCCAAGAUCUCGUUCUGUUGAGAUCAGUCCUCUCCAGCUGUUUGUGAUCUGGUUCCAUAGUGUGGAAAGCAAUGGUCAAGAUGUAGUGACAGCUCUACUGGGAGAAGCACUCUUAAAACUAAGAACACACUAGCGGAUUUAUCGGUGACAUAAUUAUAAUUAUAUUUGUUCGUGUACGUAAUUAUUAAGUAAAAGUGGAAAUCAUUUCGUGUUAUGGUCCUGUAUAUAGUUUUUUUAUUGUAACGCAGUAGAAAGCUGUUUAAAUUCAUAUCUGUUCAAUAAUAUUCGUGUGUACCAUUUUUAAA
Molecule: messenger RNA, 9381 nt
Organism: Halichondria panicea
Lineage: Eukaryota; Metazoa; Porifera; Demospongiae; Suberitida; Halichondriidae
Exons: 23
Coding region: 81-9209 (3042 amino acids)
Source: RefSeq, a predicted model, not a curated record